UGGUCUGUAUUUUGUGAUUGCGAAAAUAUUAGACUGGUUUAGAUUCUGUGAUUGCGAUGGACAGUAAGAGGUCGACUGUGAAUUAAAUUUAAAAUAUAUCCAAAAUAUCAGCCAAGUAUACGGUUACAAGGUGUCCUCCAUGCAGUAUUGGACUUGCCAGUGUUUUUCUUUCCAUGAAUUGCACUUCUCAUUUUUGAUCUGCAAGGUGUAUGUGCAAAAUUGUUUCUACAGUUGUACAAUGUCUUUGAGGCCAAGGAGGGUGAAUUUUAAUGAGAUGUGGGUUGGUCUUCAAGAAACUGUAAAAGGAGUUAUAACACUUGAUAAUGUUCCUAGAGCAACAUGGAAUUCACACUUCAGUGAUAUAUAUGCCAUGUGUGUGGCAUAUCCAGAACCAUUCGCAGAUAGACUAUAUCAGGAAACAAAGUGCUUUCUUGAUAACCAUGUGAAAGUCCUCCUUGAGAAGGUGCGAGCAAAUGGAGAAGCUAAUCUUCUUAAAUGUUACCAUCAAGCAUGGGUUGAAUACAGUACAGGAAUUGGAUAUCUACAUUGUCUUUACCUAUAUCUGAAUCAGCAGCACAUUAAGAAGCAGAAAUUAUCAGAUGCAGAAGUAAUUUAUGGCACCCUUGGACCUGAUACUCAGGAGCAGAUGGAGAUUGGAGAACUAGGACUAGAAAUCUGGAAGAAGAACAUGGUGGAACCAUUGAAGGAGAACUUAGUUAAUUUACUCCUUGAAGGAAUCCAUUAUGAUCGUCUAGGCGAAGCAAGCCCGAACAUUACUGAUAUUGUUCAAGGAGUAAUCAACUCAUUUGUUAGCGUUGAGGAUUACAAAAGGAAAGGAAAACUAGAGCUGUAUCAGGAAAUAUUUGAGGCACCUUUUCUACAGGCAAGUGGUGAGUACUACAAGCGAGAAGCAAGUAAAUUGCUACAGGAGUGUGAUGUAAGUCAGUACAUGGAACGAGUUAUCCAACGACUAGAAGAAGAGACACUUCGGAGCAACAAGUUUCUACAUUCUAGUUCAUUUGAUAAAGUAAAAGCUCGCUGUGAACAACAUAUGGUGGCAGAUCAUUUGGCUUUCCUACAUGGUGAGUGUAAGGCAAUGGUGCGAGAGGAGAGAUGCAAAGAUCUGUCCAAUAUGUACCCACUGCUCCGAUCAGUGAAAGAUGGCAUUGGUGUACUGAUAGUAGAGCUUCUUGAACACAUAAAGGCACAAGGACUGGAGACUGUAAGAGGACUUAAAGGUGAUAAUGUCCAUAUUCAGUUUGUUGAGAAUAUGUUGUCUGUUCACAAGAAGUACAAGGAAUUAAUUCAGGAUGUUUUUAAUGGAGAUCAGAGCUUCAUAGGUGCCCUUGACAAGGCCUGUGCUUCUGUUGUUAAUCAUCGACCGAACCCCAAAAUGGCCUGCAGGUCUCCUGAAAUGCUUGCCAAAUACUGUGAUUCGUUACUGAAGAAAUCUUCGAAAGGUAUCUCUGAAAGUGAAAUAGAUGAAAAACUAGCUCAAAGUAUAACUAUCUUCAAAUAUAUUGAUGAUAAAGAUAUAUUCCAGAAGUUUUAUGCCCGUAUGUUAGCCAAGAGACUGAUACACUCUCAGAGUCAAUCCAUGGAUGCAGAGGAGGCCAUGAUAAAUCGACUUAAGCAAGCAUGUGGAUAUGAAUUCACUAAUAAACUACACCGGAUGUUUACCGACAUGUCUGUGUCGUCUGAUCUCAAUAAUAAGUUCAACAGCUUUCUGAAAUUGGACAAUAUAGAUCUAGGAAUCAGUUUCUCCAUAUACAUCCUUCAGGCUGGAGCAUGGCCACUGGGACAGAAUUCAGUAACGCCAUUUGCUGUACCACAGGAACUUGAAAAGUCUGUUCAAAUGUUUGAGAAUUUUUAUCAUAAUCACUUCAGUGGAAGAAAGCUCACGUGGUUACACCAUUUAUGUCAAGCUGAACUGAAGCUUAGUUACCUGAAGAAGCCAUACCAGAUCACAAUGCAGACGUUCCAGAUGGCCAUUCUACUUCUCUUUGAGAAGACUGAUUCUCUUACCUGCAAGGAAGUUCAAGAGUCUCUCCAGUUGAACUCAGAACAGUUUGGCAAACAUCUCAUGUCAUUAAUAGAAUCCAAGAUCCUAUUAGCGAAUACAGAGGCACCGACUCCUGAAACAGUCUUGACUUUGAAUUUUGAGUACAGCAACAAACGGACAAAGUUUCGGAUCACAGCAGCUCUACAACGAGAAAGUCCUCAAGAAGUGGAACAGACGUUGUCAUCUGUGGAUGAGGACAGGAAAUUGUAUCUACAAGCAGCCAUUGUUAGGGUGAUGAAAAGUAGAAAAAUUCUGCGGCACAAUGCUCUCAUUCAAGAGGUACUGAGCCAGUCAAAAGUGACAUUUGCCCCAUCCAUCAGCAUGAUCAAGAAAUGUAUUGAGGCUUUAAUUGACAAACAGUACAUCGAGCGAACACCUAACUCUGCUGAUGAAUACAGCUAUGUGGCGUAAUGGAGAAGUACUCAUACAGAGACAAAUGGGACAUUAUCAUACACAACCAUAGCAGUGGCCAGCACUAUAAUUAACUUCAUCCCAACAUAAUUGCAGUCUGUGGCAAGAGGAGGGAGUGGGAAGAACACAUGUGAGAUUGAGAAAAAAAGAAAAUACUCUGUUGAACAUUGUUCAUUAUUUAAUUUCAGUUUCAUUGUAUUAUUCAUUUUGCACAAAAUAAGUAAUAUGCAUGAUUUUGUCAUUGACGUGGACUCAGAUGGUGGCUGUUGAUUGCUGUGAUGUAAUGAGAGGCUGAUAUAUUCCCAAAAGAUGCCUCCUCAAGCUGCACAUUUUGAUCUGUCUUAUUGAUAAUAAUAAUUAGUUUCAUCAGUUUUUAUCUUCCCUUAUUCCAGUUCCUUUUAUUAUUCCAAAUUACUGUAAAUAUGUCGUGUAUCAUUGUUCUUUGAGAUUCUGAUCUCUGCUGUAAACCUUUCUCAUCUUCCAGUUAUUCUGCUUCAAACUAUAACCCCGAACAUUUCUUAUAGCCAUUAUUUUCUUAAUGUCAAAAUUUACUUUUAAUUUAAAAGAAUAUAACAAACUUAACUUACAAAUUGCCCUGUUUUCUGCUUUCUGUUACUCCAGAAAAUAAUUUCAUUGUUGAAAUGGGAUAAUGAUGAUGAACAUUUCCUAAACUGAGUUUAAGUUUUGAACAUUGGUGAUCUCACAUAUAAGUGUAAGUCUUGGACAAGUGUUUUCACAUUUGAGUGCAAGUCUUGGAGAUUAUUAGGUGUGAACAAAUAAAUAUACAGAUGGAUAACAGAAACAAGCAGCAGCCAGGUCCAUGGAAACAGAAAGUACAGUAUGCAUUCAGUUUCAUGAAGUCAUCAUUACAAGAAGCUGAGGAUACAAUAAAACUCGCUGUUUCAAAUUUGGUAUAGAAAUUGCAUCUUAAUUGGACUAAGCAUUAAUUUGAAAUGUCAGUAAUGUGUGUAAAGAAAGUAACAGUCUUCCUUGAUAUUUGUUGUGUGAUUGAUCGUAAUAAAACUUGAGUUUUACUGAGUUGCAAUUUUGCAUGUUUGGAAUAAUUUUAUAGUCAGAUGUUAAGAAGGUUUGUUUAUUUCAAAAAUAUGAUGUGUAAGGGAUAGAAUAUCAACUAAAAUGCCUUGAUAUGAGGAAAAUAAAACUGUCUUCUUAAAACAUUUUAAUUCUUCUUUUCUCAGACAGUUGCAUUCAAGGAUGUUCUUCAUUAGGUCACAAUUUUAUACCAGUUUUAUUCUUGAUUAUCUAUCCCAUAUUUUUCACAGCUCUUUGAAUUUGUAAUUUAGCUAAUCUCAGUUUAUUUUGUUUAACUGUUUUCAGAUAAUAGGAAAAUUAAAGUUAUAUUGCUUGGCAGUUUGUUGCAUUGAUUAAGGAAAUCAACCAAUAUUUUUGUAUCACAUUGUUGAAUCUUGAAGUGUAAAUAAUGCAGUAAAAGUGGCAACUCUUUUGGCAUCUGAAUGCAGGUUGGGCUUGUGUUAUGUCAUUUAGUUGGUGUUCAGCAAAGUUAUGUCAUCAGGAAAUGAGUUUGCUGUGUUUUGUAAAGUAUAAUGUUUUCUUAAGUGAAACUGGUGAUUUUUAUGAUUGACAUUGUCCUCAGCCGUUGCACUAUAUAGCAUAUAGGUAAAAUUAGGAUUGAUUUCCAUCAAGUGCAACAGUAUUUUUCAGUAAUAAAAUAGAGCUUUCACAUGUUUCGGCCACAACACACACCACCACCCUGCCCAUACACACAGGACCAACACAAUAGAGGUAUGAAAAAUCAUUAAUUAUUAGUGGCUGGUACAUUCA
This is a messenger RNA of Cryptotermes secundus, 4276 nucleotides long. RefSeq names its product cullin-2 (gene Cul2). Lineage: Eukaryota; Metazoa; Arthropoda; Insecta; Blattodea; Kalotermitidae. Gene Ontology annotation, biological process: SCF-dependent proteasomal ubiquitin-dependent protein catabolic process; protein ubiquitination. The coding region runs from base 140 to 2473 and encodes 777 amino acids. Gene Ontology annotation, molecular function: ubiquitin protein ligase binding. The record is from RefSeq and is a predicted model, not a curated record. Gene Ontology annotation, cellular component: Cul2-RING ubiquitin ligase complex; SCF ubiquitin ligase complex. The transcript has 15 exons.